CUACUACAGCUUUGUACAGCUUAAAUCAUCACUUGAUUGAUUAAGUUUUGGCACCUAAAUGGCACCAACACAGUCACGGAAUUGUUGGCCUCCAGAAGCUUCGCUGUUCCAUCAAGAAUCCCUGCCAAUAAUCAGCGGGAAAUAGCGUCAUUCUGCAGCGUUAAAAAUGAUUAAGUUAGUUGAUGGCCAACCUAUUAGGUGAACGGCCACCAAAAGCACUGCAACCGAUUGGCUGGACAAAAUGCCGAACAAAUGCGAUUCGAAGAGUAUGCAGAAAGCUGAUAAGCAUGCACUGAAACACGGUUUUCCAAAAAUUCUCUGCUUGAAAAAAACGAUGAGUUCCGAUGCCAGAGUUUCGCUGAAAACGUUGAACGUGAACUCUUUGGAAAAUUUCAAUAUCAACGGAAAUAAACCGGCUUCAAAAACGCCGAUAGAUAAUUUAAAAGUAGCGACAUCGACGUUGACUGAUGCGAAACAGGAAACUGACUACUCGAACAACUAUUUUGCGGAAAAAACAAAGAACAGAAACAGUUUUCAUCAAAAUGUUGAAGAGGCGCUGAGUUCGCUGCUUUGGCAGCCUUACGAGUACCAGAAUCAAAACAAUAACGAAUACAAUGUCGGAAAUAAUGGCAACGAUUAUGAAUCCAGUCAUUACUCCACUUGUUCUUACACGCCUUCGACUUCGCCGAUCAGCCUCGACCUUGACGAGACAUUCGACAACGCAGCGACGAGUCCAUCGAACACAAAGAAGAGCGUACCAUCUUCCAAUUCUCUUCAGUACAGCGGCACGGUACCACCACCAUCGCGGCCACCGUCGCUUCAGCACCGAAAGGACCUACAUUCAGAUGUUAUUAACCUGAACCGACAAGAACCUUCCGACCAACCAGGACCUGUCCUCAGGCCACGUGACAGCCUUUUACAACGCUCCGGCACUGGUGCAUUUGUCAGUCUGCCAACACUAGCCAGUUCACGUUUGAAUGUCGAGUGUGCGUUUGAGACGUUCAGUGAAUCGGCUACGUCAUGCUUUGGGGAGCUUUCGGGUGAAGCGAGUAUGCAAGGUGGUUCCGGUAGCGCCAGCGCCCAGCACUGUAAGCCCUCGAGCGCUCUGCCAGGUGGUUCCAGUGACAAUGGGCUGAAGCCCAUGUCGAUCCAGCCGGACUCUUCCCUAAAUGCUGCCAAUAUCGUUGGACUGCCGUCGAGCCAUGCACGGUACCCCUCAGUACCCUGCAGUGGUACUGCCGCCAGUUUUCAGAACUCCCAUGCUGCAUCUAGGCCGCAAACUGUCGGCUAUCCGCAGCAUUUCCGAAACAUCUCGGAACCCUCGCAGCAAAUCCUGCGGUACUCCACCAACGGCCAGGUGCCACCUGCAGUGUUCCUGCAGAAUUCGGGCACCAGCCCCCAAGUAGAGCAGCAGAACCUGCAGCUGAUCAACCACUUUCGGAGCAGCAGUGUUCCAAAGUCCAUGACUUUGGUGUCCAAGUACGAUGUGACUGCCAGCAGUGGUACUCCUGGGAGUGUGCGGAUUAAAGGGCCGUCGGUUCUGCAGCAAACCGCCAUGGGUUAUGGGGCGCCAUUAAUCAGCUCCAACAACAAUGUGCGAGUGGUACCGACCAAGUUACCAGUUCGGCAUGGCAGCAACUCACCGCUCAAGACACAAGUGAGCAACUUAACAAGUGCGCUCAAUUCUGGACACAUUAGCAACGUGAAUGUGAAUUUCUACCGAGCAGUACCUGUGAAUGUGGUCAGCUCGGUGCCCACCAUCCAUUGUUUGAACACCUUAAGUAACGAUCAAGGCAACAGCGUCUCCAACGUGCAAGUACUGCCUUUGGGCAGUGGGAGUCAUCAGAGUAACGCUGGCGGCUCCGUUUCGGUGGCCAGUUAUGUAACCAAUGUGGAGAAUCAAAGCGUGUUCAAUGGGCGCGGGGAUGGGGUGACCGUGCAUAACAUCAACCCAGUUCGGAUUGACAGUAUCAACCAAGUGAUCACCACCGGGUUAAGGGGCAGUUCAAGCACCCACGUGCAUGGUGGUGCCAGUGGGACUGCGUCCAGGAUGCCUAAUUUCACCAACGCUGACAACUCGAUGAUGAAAGCCAAUGUGGUGAGCAUACAGAAUGGGGCAUCGAGUGCCGACGCCCAACCAGCAGGUGCUGGGCGCGUUAUCACCACAACGGCCCAGAUAAACAGUGCGCCCAAUCCCAACAUAACCCGCACCAGGACCUUCACCAGCACGGAGGCGCAAACCGACGAAAUCCUCCCGGCACUGAACUCUUCUGGCGCAGCCACUCAACAUCAGCCUCCCUCAGUGCGGGAGCAGCGGCGCCGCGACCGAAGGGAGCGCAGACAAAACAGGCGCCCUCCAAACCCUCCCAGAAGCACCAACGACAGCAGCACCCAAGCGGGGGGAGGACAGGAGCCGCAGGAGAAUCGCCUCCCUGAUAUCCUCAACAGCCACCUGCCGCCUCCCUACUCCACGCUGCCCAAUGCCCAGAUGGCUUCGAUGGCGCCUCCGCUACCACCUCAAAUCCUGCCGCCUCCUCCUGCAAUGAUACCGGGAGGGAUGUUACCCAAUCCGCCCGGGCCAGUGUUGCAAACAGUGGUGCCGAAUGGAAUGCCCGCGAGUGCUUUUGUGUUUCCUGCGCCGCAGCAGAUGGCACCCUUAAUGCAGGGUGGUGCGCCGGUGCCGGUGGCGGUUCCUGCCACCGGCGCGAGUGGAUUUAGAUUCGGAUUUCCAGUCAACGGAUUUAGAAGAUCGAGAUUUUCCGAAGAUUCGCCAAAGAGUUGUUGCGACUUUUUCUCCUGGAAGCCUGGAUCUUUACGAUGGUUUAUUGCGUUGAUCGCUUUGGUGGCUGUGUGCAGUGUUCUGGUUGGAACAGCUUUAGGGGCCAUGCGGCCUGCUGGAAGGGAUCAUCUUACCGUUUCCUUAUUAAUGAUAGGAGUUGGAAUAGUAUUAAUUACGGUCAGUGGCGUCGCCUGGAGACUCACGUCCCAUGAUUCUUCUACCUGUAGAUCAAUGUUGGGACUGGGAUCGACAGAAUCUGUAGAUGUAUGUACCCGACGUUUCGUUCCUCGCUUACCUCCAUCAUAUGGGCGGCCUCAUCAUCCCUAUGCUGCCAUGAUGUAUCCCGAAUUUCAAUACAGGCCUCCGCCUCCUAGUUAUCAGGCCUCGAUGCAGGAGUACAGAUUGAGGCUGCUUCUGCUGGAUCGAGGGAACACGCCUCAAAUUCAAUCCGGGAUUCAGAAUGCCGUGUCUCCUCCACCUACCUACCGAAGUCACGCAGGAAGCUUAUUAAGGGCUCCACUUUCCAGUAGACGAGAGGUAAAUCACUCUGAGUACAGUUGUCCGCCAUCGUACCGAUCGCAGAACAGCUCGAAUCGACCUGGUACUCUCACAAAUGGCUCCAUUUUACAUUCGCGGGAUCCUUCUUCUAUUUCAGAUUCGAAUCAAGAAUCGGUUGUAAAUGUUGUAAAUAUCCUGGGCAGUACUGAAGAAGAUAUAGCCCUCGACAAUCUCACUUUGGAUUCGUUGAAAAUGGAGCCGGAAGCGACCGACAUCAAUCCCUUGAAGAUGCUCCUCAAAGGUGGUCAAGGCGAUUUAGAGGGCUCGAAAGAUGGCAAUUUAGUGACCAUUGUGCAGACCAAUGAUCAAAAUCCUGUGAUCGUCACUGUGAGCGGCUGUAGCGCACAGGACAACAAUUCAACCAUUCAAAUCACCGAAAUUCCUUCUGAAAUGGAAAUUUUGGCGCACUUAUAGUCGAAGCAGGACACGAUCGUGUUUAGUCGCUUAAUAAAAUGUCAGUGAUAUAAAAAAAAAUUGUGAAUUCACUUUAAUUAAGUACAUGUCAUCCGCUAUUGUUGCAGUAUUAACUGAUCCGCUAUUACUGCAGUAUUAGCGGAUUAAUACUCAGAGCUACUAGAAAAUAUAAAACACAAUUUACAUUUGAAAAACUUCUGCGUAAAAAACAAAGUAUUGUUUUGCGCAAAUGCUGAGUGGGCGCCCAUUUAUGGGCAGCAGGUCACUUUUCGGUAAGAACGUUUCCCUAGAAUACUGUGAUUUGUAAUUGAUCAUUUCUCGCACAGAGCAUACGAUAUUAUGAACUAGUUGUACACACUCUUAGAGCACUAGACACUUUACAGUGCAUAGUACAAAUUUUCUUAAUGUUAUGUACAAAUCGCUACCUGUAAUGACUUUAAGCGCGUCGUUUUGCCGUUUGUUCGGUUUCCAGAUCCAAAAAACAUUCGCCAAAAAAAGCAUUUUCAGUCAAAAUUUGUGAAAACGCAAACAGUGGUCCGUGCAAUUGGUUGAUGAGAAAUUGUCCAAAAGUGUUUUUGUACAUUUAAUGAAAUUUUAAUUCAUGUAAUUUGAAAAACUGUGUAUAAAUAUUGAGUACAAUAAAUAUUACGUUUCCCAUCGAGUUCUACCGAAGUGUUCCACGCUUGUAAUGUGUUUCUUUAAAUUAAAUUCUGUUUUUUCCGGUCAAAAUGAACACUUCAAUAUACAAGUCGAUGUAUCUAGAAACUACAAAGAAAUUAUAUAAAAAUAUUCUUGUAACAUUUAUGUUCAAAAAAAUUAAUUCAUACAUUUCCGUAUAAAUUCAUUUAAUAAUUUUGAAAACCAUUUUUUAUGCAAAAAACUAAUCCUGGUGCGAAAUUAAAUAACUCAUAAUUUCCUAAAAGGUUUUCAGAUGUUUGCCAAAAUUUCACCGAACCAAUAUCUUCCUUGUUGCCUUUUAACUUGUUUAAAUGUAGAUAUAAAAGUACUUAUUUCAAUUUUAUCAAAUAACUUUGCUUUGAACACGAAAACAUGUAACCAAAAAAUCGACUUGAAAUACAAUUUUAAUGGAAACCCAAAUAUUUUAAACACGUUUUAAGAAUAGCCAUGUUUUUGGGAAAACGCAUUGAUCGAUAGGUGAAAAAAAAUGUCAGGUAUCUAAUAGACAAUAGAAGAAAGACAAGUUUUAAAGCUGUUUUAAAUCGGUCAAAAGUUAUAGCUCAAAAGUCUAAAAGAAAAUUUGACUUUUUUCUUAAUAAAAAAAAUAUAAACCGUUAGACUUUCACUCAAAACAAGUUAACUACAUCGGUUUUAAAUCAUUGGCCGGCGGUAAUAAAUAAUCAUCAGCUACUGGAACAAUUUAAAAAAAUUAUAAAAGAACUUUUUUAAAUACUGAUUUUGUAAACUGAAUUAUCCCAAUAUCCGCCUUUUCUUGUCAUUCCGCUAUCGGUAUUUCAAGUGUAUCACAAUCUGGUACAUUUCUGCACUUUAAAAUUUAAAAAUGUUUCAAAUUCCAUAAGAAAUUUUUAAAAAACUCAUUUAUAAAAAUUCACUUACCAAUUGCAAUCUGUUCCUUCCAUAUUCGAUUCCUGUUCGGUUGCCUCAGCUAAUUAAAAAAAAAAUACAACCCACAUGCUUAUAGAAUAUCGUCGAGUUAGUGAUUUAUAAAUGUUUUAGUAAUGUAUAGAGGAAAAGAGCCACGUCUAACGACUUUAUGUCGAAAGGCGGAAUGUAAAUGACUAAAAACGAAGUGUUUUUUCUUUGUUUUCAACCAAAAUAAAUGUAAAUAUCAGUCCUAAAAAUACGCUUGAAAAUGUAAUAUUUCUAACGUUUGAAAGUUUGUGUAAUGUAUGUAUAUCCAGUCUACAUAAUAUACUAAUACGUUUUGUAUAGCUGCGUUCGUACUGUUCAGAGAACUUGUAUAUUUACAAUAUGUGCCUAUAUAAUGAUUGUAGAUAGUUUUUAUUUAGAUAAUGCUAUAAAUAUUAGAUUAUAUCCUGUAUGUAUUAUAUAUAUUAAGUUGUAUAAAAUACAUUUUUAAUGAAAAUUGUUACUUUUGUGCUUAAUUUGGUUUUGUGACAUGUUGCACAACAUCCUGGAAUUAUUUCCCAAGUGACUUUGGAAUUUGAACAUCACUUUGAAGAUCAUGACUAGAAAACACCUCUAGACCAAAAUACGUUCUUGUUUGUGGGUAUUUUUUUCGAUUCGCUAACCACUUCAGCAAACAGAUGAAUUUGCGGUGCUAAUUUGUAUUUCUUAUAAAUAAAUGAUCAAUUUUAAAUAACGGGCAGUUGACCUCUCAUAACGCGCUAAGCUAAACCAGCUUUAGUGCAAAAAUGUCUUUAAAACAAGCUAUGUUUUUACUCGCAGUGUGUGCUACAGUCUUCAUUGUUAGUGUUGCAAAUGGACUUCCAAUCGCAAAUGCCAAUUCAGUUUAUGUAAGACAAAAGCGAUCACCUGAACCGCAUGGAGGAUUCGGAGGUGGAUUUGGAGGCGGCUUUGGAGGAGGAUUCGGAGGAGGCUUUGGGGGAGGAUUUGGUGGCGGACGAGGAUUUGGAGGAGGCAGAGGAUUUGGAGGAGGAUUCGGUCGACCGCCGCCACCUCCACCGCCACCAUUUUUUGGAGGAGGAAUAGUUCCAGUCGUUAUAAUAAGAAGACCGUACUAUGACUAUUGAUGACAUAAAUGCACUUUUUUAUAAUAUAUUUGAAACACUGAUGA
Molecule: messenger RNA, 6488 nt
Organism: Dendroctonus ponderosae (mountain pine beetle)
Lineage: Eukaryota; Metazoa; Arthropoda; Insecta; Coleoptera; Curculionidae
Exons: 12
Coding region: 242-3751 (1169 amino acids)
Source: RefSeq, a predicted model, not a curated record